ACUGUGAUCUACUCCUAUCGUACCUUACAAUCCUUUCGAGCUUAGUGCUGUUCCCCAUCGAGAUAUACUGUGCGUCUUAUUUCUGUGCGCCCUUCCCUCGAUCUCCUCGGCUCAGAGCGCAUGUAAGAGGCAUGACCCUGCUAUUGGCUCAAUAAAAAUGCAGUAUUAUCUACCUAGGUAGUUAUGGGGACGGGGGUAAUCCAUGACCACGGGCUGGUAUGACAAGCCGGCGUUAUGGUUCGGGGUAUAUAUACUUAUAAAGGUAGUCAGCCCAAUACACUGAGUUGCACAAUAACCAGCCUGUUUGUUCUUAUGGUCAGCUUUCAUAAUGUAUUGGCUAUUUCUCGCUGCUCUGGCGAGCCAAGCGGCUUCUAUCUCUCCUCGCGGUCUACCUGUCAAACUUGAGACCCGUUCAGGACUCACUUCUCGCCUUGCCAAUGUUCACAUAUCGUUCGAUAAUCCGAUUGAUGGUAUAGUGACAUAUACCUUCGGCCGAUGCGAUUCCACGCGUCUUAGCGAUGCUCACCAUACCGUCGGCCAGGGCAAAGAGGCCAAAGAGUCGCGAUUAGUUUGGAUCUUGCCGGACGAUGUGAGAUUCGACGGAUGUAUCUCGGCGUGGGAUCAGCGCGGAUCACUAAUCGGUCGCAGCGAGCCACAGCGACUAAGCAGGAGGAAGCUGAAGAGACGUGGCUCCAAUAGCAUACCUAUGACCAAUGCCACCGGUAUCGAUACUUGGGGCCCAUGGUUUGACGGUGUUGAAUUGCUUAAGAAUAAGGAAAUCAAUGCCUUCGAUGCUGCGGAGGCUAAGUCGAAAGAUGUAGCUAUCGUGGGCGCGGGGAUGUCAGGACUUAUGACUUAUUUAGUUCUGACACAGGCUGGACUCACAAAUGUGAAGAUUGUUGAGGCCAGUCAAAGGCUUGGUGGGAGAGUUCAUACCGAGUAUCUUUCGGGAGGUCCUUUUGAUUAUUCGUACCAGGAGAUGGGCCCAAUGCGGUUCCCGGAGACGGCGACGUAUUUGAAUGAGACUUAUCCUAUUAAGGAUCACCAAUUGGUGUUUCAACUCGCUAGCGAGAUGAACAGAAUCAACAACAACGAUAAGAAUUUCAGUGUCGACUUCAUUCCGUGGCUCCAGUCGAGCCCCAAUGGUUUGUAUUACUAUAAUGGCGUGAAGUUGGACACGGGUCUACCUCCGACUGUUUCCCAGCUCAAUACUUCCAGUGCCCCAUUGAAUCCCUCUACUGAGGCAUUGUCUACUAAGAUCAGCACUAUCACUUCGGAUACGACUUUCAUGAUUGAAAUUGCGAAUAAUACCGGCAAUGUUAACGAACCCAUAGUCAAUGGCCUCGGUGGACUCGGUGGUGAUGUCUGGUCCGAAUUCGCUUAUAUGGUGAACUACCUCAAAGCGUCCCUGAACGACACCGACGUCCUCAGUGGGGGUGCUACUUCAUUCUGGGAUACUAUCUAUGAAAGCGUGUACUUCGGUGCCACAAGUUGGAAGACUAUAGACGGAGGUCUAAGCCGGCUUCCGGAAUCAUUCCAUCCCUUAGUAGACAACGUAACCACAAUGAACCGCAGAAUCGAGCGCGUCGAAUGGCUUGACGAUAUCCAGCAAGUCAAGUUGCAAUGGAGAGACAACUACACAGACACAGUAUUCCAGAAUUCCUCACAUGACUACGCCGUCUUCGCACUACCCUUCUCCAUUGUCAAAAAAAUGAGACUCCCAUACCUACCUCCAACAAUAUCCAACGCAAUCCAAAACAUGCCCUUCACCGCAGCCUGCAAAGUAGCCCUCGAAUACCGCACCCGUUUCUGGGAGCACUUCACCAACCCAAUCUUCGGUGGCUGUUCCACAACCACCGACAUCCCAGGUAUCGGCUCCAUCUGCUACCCAUCAUACUGUCUAAACUGCACCGGCCCCGCCACAAUCCUCGCCUCAUACGCCUCAGGCGACUGGGGCGCGCGAUGGGUCUCCGUGCCCGAAGCGGAGCACGUCCAGUACAUGGUCGACGCGAUGGCGGAGAUCCACGGCCAAGUCGCGUAUGAUGAGUACACGGGGAAGUAUAACCGACGCUGCUGGAUGCUGGAUGUGUAUGAGGGGGGAAGUUGGGCGAGUCCGACGGUGGGACAGCAUCAGUUGUAUUUGCCGGAGUAUUUUAAGACGUAUAGUAACAUGAUAUUCGUCGGCGAACAGACAUCCUAUACGCACGCGUGGAUCGCUUCGGCGCUUGAGUCGGGGAUCCGAGGGGGUGUUCAAUUACUACUUGAACUCGGACUUGUCGACGAGGCUAAGGCUACAGUCGAGAAUAAAAUCAUCUACAUUCAUGAUAUGGCGAGGGCGAUGUUCAAGUAA
Messenger RNA from Hypoxylon trugodes, 2350 nucleotides. Its product is annotated as flavin-containing amine oxidoreductase. Gene Ontology annotation, biological process: amino acid catabolic process. The record is from RefSeq and is a predicted model, not a curated record. The transcript has 10 exons. The coding region runs from base 329 to 2350 and encodes 673 amino acids. Gene Ontology annotation, molecular function: polyamine oxidase activity; L-amino-acid oxidase activity. NCBI's taxonomy places the organism in Eukaryota, Fungi, Ascomycota, Sordariomycetes, Xylariales, Hypoxylaceae.